This is a messenger RNA of Penaeus vannamei (Pacific white shrimp), 793 nucleotides long. Its product is annotated as vitelline membrane outer layer protein 1. Lineage: Eukaryota; Metazoa; Arthropoda; Malacostraca; Decapoda; Penaeidae. The record is from RefSeq and is a predicted model, not a curated record.
AGAGUCGUGUCAUCUGGCGCGGAGAACCACUAUUUAUGCAUAGGACGCAGAUGGUGCGGUCUUCAUAAGCAGUCAUUCACUGAGACACAUAAAACGAUUCUUCACUCUCAUCACCAUGAUCUUGUGGAGCGUGGCCUUUCUGCUGGCGGCUGGCGCAUGGGCAGCCGACGAGGAACCGCGGGAUGAGAGCCACAUCACCCUGGCGCUGGACUGGGCCAUGAACUGGGGCGAGUGGGGCCCGCAGGUUUACUGUCCUCUCGGCACCUUCGCCUACGCCUUUCAGAUCAAGGUGGAGGGCGAGGACCACUUGGACGACACCGCCAUGAACGGCAUCGAGCUCUUCUGCCGCGCCCCAGCUGAUACGGGACACGACGGACGCCCACCCAAGAAGGACGCCAAGGAGUUCACUAUCACCUCCACCGUCCAGCAGUGGGGGGAUUGGAAAGGCAAACGAGAAUGCGCCACGGGCUACCUCACCGGCCUGCGCAUGAAGAGCGAGGAGGACCAAGGCUUCUUCAUCGACGACACGGCGGCCAACGACCUCGAAAUGCAAUGCCACUGGUCCACCGACACUCUCAACGGCGGCGGCGACCACUGGGGGACAUGGAGCAGCUGGGAGUCCUGUCCGCACAACUGGGCGAUCUGUGGCAUUGAGACUCGAGUUGAGGCUGACAGUGCCACAGACGACACAGCUCUCAACAAUGUACGAAUGUUCUGUUGUAGCCUUAACGACAUGCCACCAACUUUAGCCCCUAAGUAAUGCAAAUGGAUAUGGAAUAAAUUUGAGGGAAUG